This is a messenger RNA of Botrytis cinerea B05.10, 767 nucleotides long. RefSeq lists its product as hypothetical. The transcript has 2 exons. The record is from RefSeq and is a predicted model, not a curated record. The coding region runs from base 169 to 558 and encodes 129 amino acids. Lineage: Eukaryota; Fungi; Ascomycota; Leotiomycetes; Helotiales; Sclerotiniaceae.
GAUUUUCAGUCAAACCGAAACCGCCAAGUCAAAGAUCUCAAAAGUAUAUAAGAUCCUCAAACCACCUUUCAGUGUGUUGAUUCUUCCCACUAUCACAAGUCUUCCAAUCUUCUUUAGACAACCAAAUCAAGUUCAAAAGCAUUAUAUCCUUGAUUAUUACUUGCCAACAUGCAUUUCCAAGCUUCCAAACUCUUCCUCUUCGCCUCGGUCUUAGCUCCGAGUCUUCUCGCUUCGCCAAUAUCUUUUUUGGUAGAAGGCAACUCUACCAUCACAAGCUUCACUCAAUUCGUUACAUUGGCUGAAGUUUCUAAGGAACGAUACUGUCAUGUAAAUCUGCAUUAUUGUGGUUGGAAUCUGAUCAACAAUUACAACGAAGAUUACCAUACCCGCAUCUCCAAUAGACUCUGCAAAGUGAUUGGGGACUGCAAUUUUUGGAGUGGGAAUGUCUGGAACUCUUUGUGGAAUUGUGGGAAUGAUUUGGAGUUUCUUGGGAUUUGCGGAGGAGAGAACAGCUGCCGGGAUGGGGGAUCUGGGCGUCAUGAUUAUUGCAAGGCUUAAAUGGGAAGGAGUGUAUCGGUUCUCAUGUGAAUAUAGGUGGAUGACUUUAUAUCAGAGGCCUUUGUAGUUACACUUAAGCGAAAGCGAAGGCUAGCUCUUUGAAUAGCCCUUAUGUAAGGCCUGUUCGAUUCAUACUUAGCCGACUCUUUAGACUGAAUAAAACCUGACACUUAGAACCUAAUCAUAGGUUCUACGACAUCUGUACUCCA